Homalodisca vitripennis (glassy-winged sharpshooter) is the source of this 2511-nucleotide messenger RNA. RefSeq names its product tetratricopeptide repeat protein 5-like. Bases 297 to 1643 code for a protein of 448 amino acids. Gene Ontology annotation, molecular function: protein binding. The transcript has 9 exons. NCBI's taxonomy places the organism in Eukaryota, Metazoa, Arthropoda, Insecta, Hemiptera, Cicadellidae. The record is from RefSeq and is a predicted model, not a curated record.
UUGUUUGUUUAUAAUUCAUUCUGAAUACAGACUAUUAUUUAUGUCGGCGUUGGAUUAAUUUAAAUUGAGUGUAAGUUCAGGCUUUGAAGAUAAAAGAUAUUGAAGUGAAUCCUACAAAGUCAUUUAAAACAUUUUUUUUUUUAAUUUUGUGUGGUUUUGUUGUUUCAAAUCAUUUGACACUGACAGUGAUAUUUUUUAUCUUUGAUCUCAAGAGAUGUCUGUUAAUUUUGUAUUAUAUUGAUAAAAUAGCCUGUACAUUUUUUUCUAGGACUGUUGUGUUUACUGGAACUAGCACCAUGGACAAAAAAGAAAAGCAUGAAGAUAGUAGCUGCAAUAAAUUUCAAGAAGAAAUGAGUGUUUUAGAGGAUGAUGUCAAGAAACUCUACGAAUUCAGGGAUCACUAUUUUGAGCAUCACACCAUUGAAGAAGCCGCUCUAAAGGAUCAACGAGUCCAGGAUAAGUUACAAGAAACUAUUAGGUGCUUCCAAAACUUUGACUGCUCCAAGGUGAAGUCAGAGGCCAGAGCCAGGUAUUACUACCUGUUAGGCCGAGCUCAUGACGUGCUACCUUCUCACAGUCCUGAGGCUGAGACCGCACUUGCCAAAGCGGUCAAGCUGGAUCCUCAGUUGGUGGAGGCCUGGAAUCAGCUGGGCGAGACCUACUGGAAGCGAAACAACGUCAAGGAGGCAAGGAACUGCUUCCAGGGUGCACUCAACAAGAAAAAGAAUAUGGUGUCCUUGCGGAACUUGUCAAUCCUGGUGAGGCAGGAGAACGUAGCCACACGUGAGGAGAAGGUGAAGAACGUAGAGGAGGGACUAGAGCUGGCCCGCCAAGCCGUGGAGAUGGAGGCCUCGGACCCAGAGUCGUGGAUGGUCCUUGGCAACGCUUACCUUGCCACUUUCUUCACAGUCCAGCAGAACCCCCGAACUCUCAAGUUGGCCAUGGCAGCCUACAAGCGUGCGGAAGCAGAUGCAGUGGGAAAGAACAAUCCUGAUCUUCAUUACAACAAAGCUGUGGCGCUGAAGUUCGAGGAGGAAUAUGCAAGUGCGCUGGAAGAGUACGCCCGAGCAUGUGAGUUGAACCCAUCAUGGGACACACCGUCAAGCCAACAGCAGCAGCUUCUGCAGUACCUGGACAGUACGAUGGAACUGGUGCAGUCUCGGGGUCGUCUCAAGGCCAAGAAACUACAGGCCUUCCUACAGAGCAUAGAAACCAAGCAGCUCGGACCGUACGAGGGAGGCCAGUAUACAGCUCCGAAUGGACUCUCUGUGAAUCUGAGACUGCAACCUCUGUCUUCUCUCCAGACCGGCAUCAACUGUGAGGUUGUUGUCCUUGGCAAGGUCAUCUGCAGCGUCAGGAACGACGACUCUGUGCCUUUCACGUUCUGUGUCAUGGACAAAGACAAGAGCGUGUGUGCGGUGACAGUGUACAACAUAGCAUCUGGCAAGGGAGUCAUCAUCGGUGACUCUGUGGCCAUACCAGAGCCGUUCGUCACUCAUGUCUCCUUUACUUACAACGACAAAAAGUACAGCUUCACCAGUAUCCGAGUGGACAAUCCAUUGGUGAUGGUGGUCAACUGUAAGAAGGUGGGCAGAGACAAGCUGGCGGGCACUCAGUUGUCCACCUUCCACAUGCCCCACUGACCCCAUUGACGUCUGCUGACCGCCACACUUGCCAUACUCGUAUUAGAUCUGCUGAGUCGACUAACUUCCCACUUCUCAGAGGCACCCCACUCGCUGACAAUUUCACUGUUCGUGUUUCUUUAUUUUGUGUACUACUAUCCAUUUUCCAAUAUGUAUAUGAUUGUUGAUCAACACCAAAGGGAAUUGUUUGUUGGGAUGUACGAGUGAGUACUGAGUACAAUAGUGUAGUUUAUUGUUCUGUAAUAUUUUUAUAAUUGAUUUUACUUGCCAUAGUUGUCCUCUCUCAUUUUUUCUUCAGACAACUCUGAUCGGUGGAACUUCCUCAGAAUCUCACUGAUCUGAAGCAUUUCUACCAAUCAGACAAUAUCAUCGGAUGGAAUUGACACCUCAAGCAAUUUUUCAUUUUUGCUCAAAAUACUGGAAAUAAAAAUUCAACAUGAAGAUAACAGUGGUUUCAUAAAGUCAUGAAUUUUUACUGAAUGCCAGCUACAUCAGUAAAACUUUUUGUAAAAUUGGACAAUAUCCUCUAUUAAAACAGACUCUACUUGUUUUAUGUAAAUGUUUUUGUCCGAAAAAACUGGAAAUAAUAAACUUAAAAUGGAUAGAUGACAGUAAUGGUAUCAGGCCAGUAUGUGUUGUUUAUAAAUACCAUAUAAUGAUGGUAUACCAAGUCUAAAAUCUCAAAUCUAUUGGGAAGUAACGUUUCUGCUUGGAAUAACAUUGGAGCAGGAGGGAACUCGAGAAAGUUCCUGACAACUUGUAAAGUCUUCUAGGUCUUGCGUUAAAUUUGGAUAAUUUUUCUCAGUUUGAACAUUUUUUGUUUAGAUUAGGCUGAAAAUAACAUUUUUCUAUAGGAAAAUAACAUUUU